This is a messenger RNA of Seriola aureovittata, 6354 nucleotides long. Its product is annotated as semaphorin-6B-like. Gene Ontology annotation, biological process: semaphorin-plexin signaling pathway; negative chemotaxis; positive regulation of cell migration. NCBI's taxonomy places the organism in Eukaryota, Metazoa, Chordata, Actinopteri, Carangiformes, Carangidae. Gene Ontology annotation, molecular function: semaphorin receptor binding; chemorepellent activity. The coding region runs from base 624 to 3323 and encodes 899 amino acids. The transcript is spliced from 17 exons. The record is from RefSeq and is a predicted model, not a curated record.
AGAGGUCCUCCAUUCAUCAUUGAUCCACUGCAGGACUGUGUUUCAGGGGGUGUGAAUUAUGGGCCCCUGCUGUCACUGUGCCUGCUCUACGUUGGACAUUUCACCUCGCCACUGUAAAUUCAAAAAGGGGAUUACGUUUUGCUGACUGCUGGUUUCAAGCCGUAGCUUGACCAAGUGCAGACAACUGGCCGGUCCCCCCUGGCAGAAGACUUAAUACAGUCCGCAAUUGCAGGAUCUGGGAUUUUGCAAGAGUCUGCUCUGAACAAGGCUGUCGGGAGAGAGAACGUAAUCUGGAUCAGAGAAAAUCCUAACAGGUUCCUGUUUACACCUUUAGACAACGGACUCUUUCUCUCCAGGGAAAAAAAAAACGUUUUGUAGUUGACUGGGCGUUUUGGACGCGCUCGGUAAACGGUGAUGCUACGGCGACGCGCAGGAACCGUAGAGGGAAGAGACAGGUGAGGUGCGGCUGAGGAGCUGCUGUUAUUUCAGAGAGGCUUUGGACACGGAGAGCCGUGGUAUCCAUCACCCUUUUCUCCACAGAGAGGAAGAAAAGCGACCGGAGAGGGCGAGUUGGCGACUGGCACCUGCCUCAGCCUCCCUAUACCUGGCCAUCUGGUGCGUGCAUGUGUGCUGCUGCCAUGGUGACCAUGGCUCCUCCCCUCACAUUUCUUCUACUGCUGCUUCAACUGGCUGAUGGCUCAUUCCCAGAGGAGCCCAGUCCACUCAGCUACGUCCCUGUAGAGGUGGUGAGGAGGUAUCCGGUGUUCCUGGGCAGAGCUCAUCGUUCAGCUCAGAGACAGGAGCUGCACAUCCAGACGGUCCUGCAAGUCAACCGCACGCUCUACAUUGGAGCCAGAGAUGAUUUGUACAGAGUGGAGCUGGAUAACAUGGCAGGUGAUGAGAUGUUCUACAGCAAGAAACGGACAUGGGAAUCCAAUAAGAACGACAUUCGAGUGUGCCGGAUGAAGGGCAAACACGAGGGAGAGUGUCGUAAUUUCAUCAAGGUUCUGCUCAGCCAGCAUGGUGGCCUGUUUGUAUGUGGAACAAACGCCUUCAACCCACUGUGUGCCAACUACACUAGAGACACUCUAGAAAUGGUGGGAGAGCCUGUCAGUGGGAUGGCACGGUGCCCAUAUGAUCCACGACAUGCCAAUGUGGCUUUAUUUGCAGAUGGAAGUCUCUUUACCGGUACUGUGACAGACUUCCUAGCCAUCGAUGCAGUGAUCUAUCGGAGCCUCGGCGACAGCCCCGCCCUCCGCACAGUCAAACACGAUUCCAAAUGGUUUAGAGAGCCUUAUUUUGUGAGUGCCAUGGAGUGGGGGCCUCAUAUUUAUUUCUUCUUCAGAGAGAUGGCCAUGGAGUUUCAUCACCUAGAGAAGGUGAUGGUGUCCCGUGUGGCUCGUGUGUGUAAGGCCGAUCUCGGUGGCUCUCAGCGUGUCCUCGAAAAACAGUGGACCACGUUUCUAAAGGCCCGGCUCAACUGCUCCGUCCCGGGAGACUCGCACUUCUACUUCAACCUCUUACACGCCACAAGUGGCAUUAUCCACAUGCAGGGACGAGAUGUCAUCCUCGGUCUCUUCUCCACGCCUCCCAACAGCAUCCCUGGGUCUGCGGUGUGUGUGUUUGAUAUGCAGCAGCUCGCUCAUGUCUUUGAGGGGCGAUUUAAAGAGCAGAAAUCCCCAGAGUCUAUCUGGACUCCUGUACCAGACGAAGCGGUGCCUAAACCGAGACCAGGGGGAUGUGCGGUGCAGGGAUCCAGAUUUAGCUCCUCUACCACGCUGCCAGACGAGGUGCUGAACUUUGUGAAGACCCACCCUCUGAUGGACGAGACCGUUCCACUGCUGGGGCAUAGACCCUGGGUGGUCAAGACUAUGGGACGGUACCAGCUGACAGCCAUGGUGGUAGACACAGAAGCUGGUCCCCAUAGGAACCGCACAGUCUUGUUCCUGGGCUCAACCAGAGGAACCAUCCUCAAAUUCCUAAUGGUUCCCAAUGGAGACUCUGUCUCCCACAGCAGUGUGUUUCUGGAGGAGGUGGAGGGAUUCAACCCAGAGAAGUGUGGUGAGGACUCCCCUCAGGCCCGUCAGCUCUUGUCUCUGUCGCUGGACCGGACCAGUCACACCCUGCUGCUGGCCUUCUCCUCCUGUCUGGUCCGAGUGCCCACAUCUCGCUGCCACCUGCACUCCCGCUGCAUGAAGAGCUGCCUAGCCUCCAGGGAUCCUUACUGUGGCUGGACCAGAGGCAGCACCUGCUCCUUCCUGAGACCAGGCACAAGGCUGCCUUUUCAACAAGAUGUGGAAUAUGGAAACACCACCUCCCAUCUAGGAGACUGUGACGGAAUUCUGCAGCAAAGUUUACUGAUUGAACCAGAGAGCCUCGUUUCCCUCAACUUGCUUGUGGCGUCAGCAGUCUCUGCGUUCACCAUCGGGGCGGCGCUCUCUGGCCUGGCCGUGUGCUGGAUCAUGGCCCACAAGCCUGCCAAUCGUCGCCACGGCAACACCUCCCAGUCCUCAAUCCAGCGACGUGAAAGAGGCUUGCUUAGUAACGGUGGCGGGAUGGGAGGCUCUGUGCUGAGUGUAACACGGCAGGGAGGUGGGGAGCGCCCCUGCUCUCAAGGCGGGGAAACCCUCUUUGUCAUGCCCAAUGGCUGGGUGAAGUCAGGAGAGCUCGACCCCGGUUUCCUCCCCACCCCAGAGCACACGCCCCAGCAGAAACGCAGAGGCCUGCGACUGUCUGACUCCAACUCUGGAGGGUGGGACACCAGCCAGACGUACCUGGGGGGAGGCUCUGUGGGUCUAGGUUCACCCUGCCGCAUGCCCCCCUCCGUCUACCUGACCACCCGACUGUUCCAGCAGGGGGGAGGUGGGAGACACGGUGGUGAGGGCAGAGGGAAUGACACGCCCCGCCAGCACUAUGUCUGCCUGAGCAAACAAGAAAAAGGAGGGAAAGGGACGCCCAAAGCCCCGUUCAGGAAGUCUGCAGGAGAAUAUGUUUACCCCAUGACCCCCCAGGACUCGCCUGAGCGUCGGAGGGUCGUCUCAGCACCCAGCGCCCCCAUGGAGUAUGGUGAACCGCUGCCAUUGCGCUGGCCAGCCCCAGAAGGAUACAUCCUCAGCAGCCAUGGCAUGGUCCCUGUCCCCCUGCCUCCCCCCUCCAUGGCCGCUCCCAGUAGCCAGGCGUAUGUGUCCCAGCAACAUACCCCAGGGCUGAGCAGGGCUCUGCUGAGAGGGGCCCUGGAGCGAGGGGAGCUGGGCGAGCUGGUGGAUCUCAGCCAACUGAUGAGUAAGAAGAACUGCAGUGAUAGGACUCAGGCCGGCCAGUGACUGUUGAGGAAAUGAAGGGGACGGGAGCAUUUCCAUGUCCGGAGCUCUCUGUUUUAUUUACAUAGAUCUUUCUUUCCUCCUCAUUCUGUCUAUCCCUCUCUCCCUUCCCUCUAUCUUCCGUUCUUUGUCAUUCAGCCCCUCUGAUCUCCUCUGUCGGUCUCUCAGGCACCCCCACCCCACCAUUUCACCCCAUGAUGAGUCUCCUCUUAUGACUGGCUGCUGGGUCUGCCACUCAUAUCCUGGCUCACACUAAUUGGUCAGAUGGACUGAGGUUGUUGCUGUGUCUGCAUUGCAGAGUUGCCUCUCUCUCUCCUGCUACUCGGCAGCAGCAGGAGGAGUGAGGAGAGAGGAUGGAGAGGAAAGAUAGAAAGCAGAAUGGGGGGCAAGAGAGGAUGUGGUCAAAGAUGGACAUGGCACUUAGGAGCUGCCUUCUCUUUGCAGAUUAACUGAGGCUGCAGGGCCAGUCAAGUUCUGCUACAGGAGUGGGAUGCGUUUCCCCUCUUGGAUAACAUUAACAAGACUGCCACCCAUCUGUUAUCCAUUAUAGUACCUGUUGGUCUGACUGCCAACCAGAUACUUGGAGUGAAAUUGUACAUUUUGAUCAUUUUAAAUGGAUGCCUUCCUGAAUACCUGAGGCUCUAGGCGACUCAUCAGACAAAAACUAAGGUCAUUUUGACUGUAAACGCAAAUCUAACAGAUGAUGAGGCGACACCAAUUCCCUCUGUCUGUUUCUUCUUCUCUUUCUUUCUCCUUGCUGCACACAUACAGCAGAUACAUACACGUAUUUGUACAGGUGAGUAUUUAGUAUUCCAGAGGGAAGACGUGUGUGCCAAAUGCCUCUAUCCUUUCUCAAAGGGAUGUGGGACAAUAACUCACGUCUUUGGAGAGCAGAGUGCAGGACCGAAAUGUCAGCACUAUUUCUGCCAACCGCAUGUUCUCUGUAAUGACGGCAUCUCAGCCGUCCAUCGCUCAAUUUGUUCUCCUCCCUGCACUCCAUGUACUCUUAAAGGACUCAUACUUCUACGAGGACGUCGGGAGCAGCAACACUAGACUGACAGAAAAGUAAGAGCAGGACAGACACACAGAAAGGAAGAAGGAGAGAGGUGUUUUCAGUAAAUGCACCGCAACGUAUGAACACCUUGUCCUUCACUGUCACCUUAAGGCUUUUCCACACAUAUACACACACUCAUUAAUGCUGCAUUGUAGAACACAGUCCGGUUUUAUUGGGCAAUAUUUCCCCUUAAGCCCACAGUGGGUCAAGGUCCCACAGACGUGAUACAGAAUAAAGUGACAGUUACAGUGGUGAUGAUGGAAACCUCUGGCUUAAUGCCGAGCCAAUAGAGGUAAUGGAAAUGUCCCCAACAGGUAAAUGGGACUAUAUAUUCAGCCCCUUGAAGUGUCCAGUUCCAGGGAGUGGUCAGCGUUUAGAUCAACACAACAUGGCUUGAGUGUGUUAGCGAUGAGAUGGAAGUCAUAAAAAAGAGACAAGAUGAAGAAGACAAAAGCAGAAACAAAAAGGCAAGUAGAUGAAAUAAUGAGGUGCAACAACAACAACAACAACAACAACCAUAGAACAUAAUGAGAAUGUGGUUUGUUGUAGCUGACCAGAUGAUUUUCAGUCUCGGUCCCAGUCAGAGCGAACGCUGGUUUGUGCUGACCUUGUAGUGAGCAGCAAUAUAUGGUCUAUCUGUACAUAGUAAACUUUAAUUUAGUUAAAAUGAUAAUGUAAGACAAACAGUAACUCCAAAAAAAUGAUAUCAGGCAUUAGCUUGCAAACAAAAAUAAACAUUUGCCAUGUCAUUAUAACGAUGUAAUGUAUGAAAAUCUGUUUUUCAUGUAAGUUUCAUAUCAACCUGCUCCGAGAUUGAAAUCGCAGACAAUGAUUAUUACCAGUCUGAUUUUUUUUUUUUUUUUUUAUACUACAUCUGUAUGCCAAACCCAACUUAUGAAUGAUUUACUGAUGCCUGAUUACUGAAGCAAAAAAACUGAGAGAGACUUGUUUUAAAGUGCCAUGAAGAAAACCAUGUCAGUCAGCAGUGCACCUGUUUCCUGUACUGUGGUGUCGGAGAACUCAAUUAUUGCAGUAUACUUGUGAUUUGUAUGCCUUUGACUUACAUGCUGAAUGUUUUUGUUUUUUCAUUUCGAUGUCGGCUUGUACUGUUGAAAUCAUUUCUUCAGCUCCCUCUUUCAGGUGCUGCUGAUGCCGAACGCUACCAACAGUGUUUGAGGGUCUGUUUAUAAACUACUUUGGCACAUGAUGCCAAACUUAUAUACUGUAAAUAUGUAAGAAUAAAUGCAGACACUUUGUCAUGCCCUUUAUGAUUAUACUGUAAUGUAUUCACUUAAACAAUGACAUGACCUGUGUUUAUUCCUGACUAGCUGAUAUGUAAUAAUAAUGUCUCUUAAGUAGUUCAUAAGCAAACCGUCAAAUGGACUGAAAUGCUGUGAGGGAACACUGUGUUUCUCAUUUCUGUCUUUGUCUGUAGUCUAGUGACUCUCUCUCUGUCAUUGCCAAACAACUGCCAUGCUGGGGGAUCUUGAAAAUACUUGUCAGCAUCCUGAGUGAAUGAAUGUACUCAUUCUUUUUUUGUUUGUUGGUUUGUUUAUUGUCAUUUUACUGUGCAGUAAUAAGGAAAAGCACAUUUUUGCAUUCUGAAAAGGAGCUGUCCUGUAUCAUUUGUUAAUAGUGUAAAUAAUCAUGCUGAUGGUAUAGUGUAUCAGUUUGGUUUUGGGAGGGGGGUUUCAUUCAAGCUCUUCUAAGACAGGAACGUGUUUAAAGUGUGGUUUUUUUUUCUUUCGGUGACGAUGCUGUGAAUAAGAUGUAUGUACAGUAUUUACGUGACUUUGGCUGACUGCUGAGUUCAGCUAUUUCCUUCCUGUUAUUAGAAUAGAGUCGCAGGCCUCAUCUCAGCCAGAAGUGAGCCAUCUCAUUUGACUGAUGCCUGCUGAGUUUUUGCAGUUGCUAAGAUACUGCUGUUAUAAUAACCAUCAAUCUUUGGAGUACUGCUAUUAAAUGGCAUUAUACAAUUGA